This is a messenger RNA of Myxozyma melibiosi, 1598 nucleotides long. RefSeq lists its product as uncharacterized. The record is from RefSeq and is a predicted model, not a curated record. The transcript is spliced from 3 exons. NCBI's taxonomy places the organism in Eukaryota, Fungi, Ascomycota, Lipomycetes, Lipomycetales, Lipomycetaceae. Bases 110 to 1390 code for a protein of 426 amino acids.
UCCCGUCUCUGUCUCGUCCUCACCACCUUCGUCUUCUUGCUCUGGAUUCCCUUCUUCCUGCUGCAAUUGGACUUUGAAUCAGUAUAUCUGCUCUGAUAACACACUUACAAUGUCUCUCUCUUUCGUCGAACCCCUCCGCAGCUCCUCGCGCUCCCGGAAACUCGGAGUCCGCGGCUCCUCCUCACGGUCACGUUCCCGAGGACCCUCCACCGUCCGCUCGCCUUCCCGCUCGGCCAUGCGCUCGCCGAGCGCGCCGCGUCGACGGAGCUCGGCCGGAUCAGAUACUCCUCAGAAAUUCCAGAAACGUGUCGGCUUCGACACCUUCGACAACAAGGAUGCGACCGACUUUUCUCUUACAUUACAGGCCAAGCAUGCCGAUUACACCUACACCCGUCUCUCGCGUACCUUCCUCUGCGGCACCGAUCAGAACGAUUACUCCGAUUAUGCGCUCGAGUGGCUGCUAGACGAGCUAGUCGACGAUGGUGACGAGGUUGUCUGUCUCCGGGUCGUUGAUCCGAAUGCCAAAAUCUCCAGCUCGGACUCUUCUCUGCAGGAGAAAGUGUACCGCGAUGAAGCGUACAAGUUGUUGAGCGACAUUAUGGAUAAAAACGAUGAAGAUAAGAAGAUCUCUCUCAUUCUCGAAUUCGCAGUCGGAAAAGUCCAAGACAUGAUCCAGCGCAUGAUCGAGAUCUACGAGCCCGCCGUCCUCAUCGUCGGCACCCGCGGCAAGUCCCUCAACGGAUUCCAAGGCCUCCUUCCCGGAUCGAUCUCAAAGUACUGUCUUCAGCACUCCCCCGUGCCAGUCAUCGUCGUCCGCCCGAGCGGCAAGCGCGAAAAGAAGAAAUUGAAACGUCAGGCUGAUCCCUCGAGACGGACAUACAUGGAUAUCGUCGAAAACUCAAAGUCCGUGUCAACCCGGACACUUACAGAUUCCGGCCACGAGACAACCGCAAAUAAAGUCGAACCGACGCCGUCCGCGAGCAGCUCCUCUUCAAAUAUCGCCAGCGCAGCCACGUCUGUCACGGAUCUUUCCAAGCUCGAAAAGGUCCAUAGCGUGCCUGAUUCAUCAUCAACUAAUCUCGUCAACAGCCUGGGGCAUAUGUCCCUGCACCACCACCACCACCAGUCCCAGCAAUCUCCCGCCGAUAGUCCACAAGAGACCGGUUUUGCCGCCGCGGAUGCUGCUAGAGCUGCCUUGGCAGCCGCGAGGAAAAGCUCGGUUACAGAUUCCACUGCGACGGCCCCUGCUGAGGCUGCCACUUCCGCAGCACCAGCGGCACCGCCAGAGAUUGUCAUCGAUGAUGCCGAGGACGAACAGACGCCGUCGCGAGAAACUUCUGAUCCGUUGAACAAACGUCCGCAGAACGACGACGAUGAUACAGGUCGGUGAACCCAUGACUGAAGAUCAGGAAAAAAAGGAGAUUGCUAGAUAGUUUGGUUGUUACAUUAGCAAGCCUGGUUUUCUUAUGGAUUUACAUUGUACUAUGUGGCGUCUUGUGUUGUGUCUGGAUGUCUCUUUCUAAUGUUUUGAUUUGUCUUUUGUUUCUGUUGAUGUAGAUGUAUCAGUUUAUAGCAUAGUCUUGUUUUGAAAGUGUUUU